AUGGUUAUUGGUUGGAUUUAUCCAAGGAUAUUAUUCUUUGGAACUAUUAUUAUUAUUAUUAUUAUUAUUUCUUCUGUAAUCGGAUGCAAAUUAUCGGAAUUUCAAUGCAACAACGGUCUAUGUAUACACACAAACCGAUUCUGUGACGGUAAAAACGAUUGCGGGGACGAAUCCGACGAACCCAGAUUUUGUACCCCCUGCAAUAGAACGUAUUAUGGCGACGUUGGAAAAACAUACGAUGUUGAAAUACACAGGCCUAAAGAAGAUAAACUUCCGUUUAUUUGUCAUUUGAUAUUUGAAGCCGGAAGUAACGAACUCGGCGACAUCGUUCAACUUGCCUUCGAUAGUUUUACAAUCGGUACGUUUUUAUCAUUUAUAAAAGAUGGAUGUCCCGACGGAUAUUUGGAAAUAUUAGAAGUCGACAGACCUCAAGUUGGUGGUAAGUGGUGCGGUACAUCGUGGGGACCAACGCUUUAUUAUUCGGAAACUAAUAAAAUAACGGUCGUUUUAAAUUUGCGUAUACUUUCCAAAGAUCAAUCUAGUUAUAAUUUCGAUAUUAAAAUUUAUUAUAAGACUUUAAAAAAAAAUUCGGCCAUUGUUAAAUACGGAGGAAUACCACCGAGUUCUUGGAACGAUAAUACGGUUACGGAUGUUGUUAAUGCGUCUCACAAACAAACGUACCAUUUACCUCCUCCAAAAUCUUCUUCAAAUGUUUAUUAUCUAGGUGAUUUAAUAUCUGGAACGUACUGCUCACGGAUAUUUAGUGACUGUAACGAAAAAUUAUGCAGACUUCAGUCACCUAAUUUUCCAGGAGUUUAUCCUAGAAAUUUAACUUGUUAUUAUGCCGUGAGACAACAAAAAGUUCCCUCUGGGAAACAUGCGGUCAUAACCGUUCGCCAACCAAACGCACAUUUAGUUUUUAUAAGAAGUAGUGCUUCGUUAUAUAGCAGACCCCCACAACAGCAGUCGGAACAACAAUCGAAAGAAUUGAGUGUAGGUUUGUUUAAGCAUGUUUUUUAUGUCAUAUCGCAGGUGUGGUCCGAGUGCGAUGAAGUGCAGGAUUACGUAACCAUAUACGAUGGAUACACGACAAGAGAUUCUCCAUUAUUGAAAUUUUGCGGAGAACGAAAAGCUGUGCCUGAAGUGACUUCAAGCGGUCCUGAACUAUUGGUGGAAUUUACAACUUCUCCCUACGGUACAUUUUUGUUUCCUGGAACGCCACAAAGUUUUCACGGAUUUCAACUGGAAGUCGAAGUAAGUUUUUUAGACCAAGAAGCUGUGUCUUACAUAAGAAACAAAAGAUGCGAAUUUAAUUUAAAAGGGUCCGGAAGAGGAAUAUUAGAAUCUCCGAGACACUCCCUAACACCAAACACAACAUGCACAUAUCAUUUAGAAGGUGGUGAGACAGUUAGACCCACUCCAACAUUUAGACCGAUGCCGGGGAGGUAUCCCGUUCAAUACGAUCCGAAAUUUUGGCAAAAACAAAUUUCUUCUCCUCCGCCUAGAUAUAAAAUUUGGCUGUCGGUUUUAAAAUUUGACGUGAGUCCUCCUUUAACAUCUUCCGAAGAUCCCUGUGCAAUUCGAUUACAAGUGUGGGAUGGAAAUUUCCGAGAUCAAAAUUGUUACGACGAAUCAUGUGACGCAGAUAAAAUUAGAAUAAUGACGUCAAAAAAAUCAAAUGCAACUCUUCUAGCGAAAUAUUGCCGUGAUGAAAUUGCUAAAACAUGUGACCAUGAACUUUUGGGUAAUCAAACACACCGUCCAAGACCCUGUUCUUUAAAUGAAAGUUUUCUAUCAACCAAAAAUGCAAUAACUCUUCAACUAAGGCUCAAAGAAGCUACAGCGUUAAGGCACGUGUCUUUUAAAGCUCUUUACGAGUUUGUAGAUUUGCACCAGGAUGGAGAAGCUUUCGGAGAUGGUCUUUGCUCAAGAAAAUUUGUUAGCCGUACACAAGGGCAAUCAUUAAAUACAGUUCAAAAAUUUCAGUCACCAAAAGAUGUUUUUCUAUACGGUAGAGGUGGUAACACCAAUCUCAGCUGUAUCUACAGGUUCGAGGGAAAAAAAGGAGAAAAAAUAAAAAUAAACAUACAAAAUGUUGGCAUGGGUACCAGACCAUGCAAGAGUUUAUAUCAUCCAGAUAUAAAUAAAAUUCUAUGUCACGGAAAUUUGUCUGCUUAUGUACGGAUUUAUGAAUAUCCCCUUCGGAACGCACCUCCCCUACCACGUGAUUGUUUGUGUUCCGGAGGAGACGGUUUAACACCGUUAAACUUUGUCUCAUCGGGGCAUAUCGUUGAAGUUGUGUUCGAAGUGUUAAAUAUGAAUUCAAUGGAUGAUUUUAAAACAUUUCAUUUCGAGGGAAGUUGGGAAUUUGUACAGCAAACAAUAUGUCCUCGAUCGCAACAAUUGAAAGGUCCAAGCGGUGAAAUUCAUUUUGUUUCACCGAGUAAAACACCCGAAGAAAUAAAUUGUGAAUAUCAGCCGUGGGUCAUAACACCAUCCGAGGGUAAAUAUUUAUACGUAAAAGCUAAGGGGGCACACAUUGAUAAAAAUUUGAUAACCUACGAGGAGGCAAUGAAUAACGUGUCUCACACAUUUCAAACAAAUACUUGCGGCACGAAAAAUCGGGUCAUGAUAUACACAGGAGGAAUGCUCAAUUCUGUGGUUUGUCCACAGCCACUUAUAUCAGACAAGCGUAGAAUCGCUGAAGUGUUUUCUUCUGGAUGGCAUUUAAGCGAUACGGAAAAUCAAGAAGAUGCAACAAUGGCCAUACUAAGGGACGAAUCUAGUGAAAAAGUAAUUCGAUCGAAAUGUAUAUUUGUCGAAUAUUUAGGAAAAGAAGAUGGACAAUACUCGGUAACCUGGUUGGAAUUAGGUCGAAGGAAACCCAUACUACCUCCAGAGGGUUACGUCAUGAAAGACUGUAUUCAUAAAUGUCCAGAAUUAGACGCUUGCAUAAAUUCUUCAUUGUGGUGCGAUGGAACCGUACACUGUCCUUCGGGUUACGACGAAUCACUAGGACAUUGUUACAUAAUAUUUCAACUUCCUCCUCUUUACCUAGCAUUUGGAGUAAUAGGUAUCAUUUGUCUGUUGACUGCGAUUGUGAUAGCCACCCUCCGAAGUUGUAAAAAAAGGAGAAAAAAUCAUUCUUCUUCUGCCGUACCAUCGGAAUCUUCCAUUUUUGAAAAGAAGGAAGUCAUUUGCUGA
Molecule: messenger RNA, 3204 nt
Organism: Pediculus humanus corporis (human body louse)
Lineage: Eukaryota; Metazoa; Arthropoda; Insecta; Psocodea; Pediculidae
Exons: 10
Coding region: 1-3204 (1067 amino acids)
Cellular component (GO): plasma membrane
Molecular function (GO): protein binding
Source: RefSeq, a predicted model, not a curated record